AUGGAGUCGAACGGCUAUUCGCAGACAGAGGCCCUUCUGGAGCCUCUGACACAUAUCAACCGUGAGCAUCUGGCUGCAAUCACCGAGGCUGCUGUUGCGGACCACGACUUCGGUGCAUCAUCUCCAUCUAGUCCCGGUCAGAAGCGGAAACGUGGCGCCCCCGAUUCAUCACCUGAUUCCCGACGAGCAAAACGGACCGUGCCCACAGCUCCGAUGUCGAGCACACCGGAUCCUGCCUCAGCUGCCUAUGUUGAGAGCGCUGUUGAGGCAGCACAAGCCGCAGCGCAGGCUGCCACUCAUGCAGAUUUCGCUGCUCUCCAGCAAGCCACAGCUGAUCGUCACGACGCAUCUGAUCCUGCUAAUGCGUCAAGCACUGCUGCUGCUGCUCUCGGAACUCUGUAUCCCACCCUACACAUCCCACAGCCGACCGAGGAGACAUUUGCUGCCCAGGUUAUAGCAGAAGAACAGAGCAAUUCCGAGCCCUCAUUUGGUCAGAGUGAUAUGAUGCAAGCAGACGGCCUUCCCGAUACGUCAGCAAAUAGCCUCGGGCAACACUCACCAGAGAAUGGUGUGAGAUCUGGGCACUCUUCCUACUCGACUGGCGGAAGCAUUAAGCCUGCUGUAGGCUCAGAAGAGUGGCACAAACUGCGGAAGGACAACCACAAAGAAGUUGAACGCCGCCGACGGGAGACCAUUAAUGAGGGAAUCAACGAGCUUGCCAAGAUAGUACCCGCAUGCGAGAAGAACAAAGGUCAAAUACUUCAACGAGCAGUUGCUUUCAUCACUCAGCUGAAGGAGAACGAGGCGCAGAACAUAGAGAAGUGGACGCUGGAGAAGUUGCUUACGGAGCAGGCGAUCCAGGAGCUCAGCGCCUCGAAUGAUAAGCUCAAGCAGGAAUGCGAGCGAGCCUACAGGGAGUUGAUGAUAUGGAAGCAAGUGGCUCAGAACGCGGGACUCGAGCCUCCCCAAGCCAAGCUCGAUGCCGUGUCUUCCUCAUGA
Anthostomella pinea is the source of this 999-nucleotide messenger RNA. NCBI's taxonomy places the organism in Eukaryota, Fungi, Ascomycota, Sordariomycetes, Xylariales, Xylariaceae. The record is from the annotation of a GenBank genome assembly.